AUGUCGUCCCAUUUAAAUUGGAUGAUAAUCCGCAAUAACAGCGCCUUCAUAGUGAAGAAACGUAACAUCAAAAAGCCGUUUAGUAAGGAGCCGAACAAUGUAACUAACCUCAACUCCUACAGAUAUAAUGGUUUGAUUCACAAAAAAGCAGUCAGCGUGGUUGAGAAUCCUGAUAGGAAAGGUUUCACAGUGGUAUAUAAAAAGGCGAAGGCGACCAAUAAACCAUCGAAAAACAUUGUGCGUCGUCCAUUCAAAGCUGGUGCAAGACGAUCUCUGUUCAAGGUAAAAAGACUGUUGAAAGCCAACAACUACCGUACUGACUUGACUACAGCCACACUUCGUCGUGCUUCAGCCAUCCUACGCUCACAAAGACCGAUUAAAGCGAAGAAGGCUAAAGCAGCUGCUGCUAAAAGUGAA
Molecule: messenger RNA, 417 nt
Organism: Iphiclides podalirius (scarce swallowtail)
Lineage: Eukaryota; Metazoa; Arthropoda; Insecta; Lepidoptera; Papilionidae
Source: the annotation of a GenBank genome assembly